AUGCCAUUUGCGAAACAUGUUCAGCAGACCUACAAUGCUUCGAAAAUAUUCGUUAUUGCAUCCGGAUCUCUAAGCCAGAGUACAGAUAAGCUGGACCUCCUUGUAAAUGCACUAGGCAAAGACAAGAUCGUCGGCGUCCAGAAAGGCAUGGCAUCGCACUCACCAUGGUCCGAGAUCCUCUCCGUCACAAACCCAGCGAGAUCAAAGGACGCAGACUGCAUCGUCACCCUCGGCGCUGGCAGCUUGACAGACGCAGCAAAACUCAGAACCCCCUCACAGCUCGCCACCAACGUCCUCGGCAGCCCAAAUCCGCCAGCAACCAUCACCCGCCCGACUAUCCCUCUAAUCACCAUGCCCACCACACUCUCAUGCGGCGAGUACUUCGCACUCGCCAGCGGCAUCAAUGACGCCACCCAGCUGAAAAUCGGCUUCGUGCACUCUGGCAUGGGUCUCAAUCUCGUAAUCCUUGAUCCAUCGCUAUGUCUCACGACACCAGUUUAUCACUGGCUGUCCACCGGUGUUCGAAGCUUCCUUGCGUAA
This is a messenger RNA of Macroventuria anomochaeta, 540 nucleotides long. RefSeq names its product Dehydroquinate synthase-like protein. Gene Ontology annotation, cellular component: mitochondrion. Bases 1 to 540 code for a protein of 179 amino acids. Gene Ontology annotation, molecular function: metal ion binding; alcohol dehydrogenase (NAD+) activity. The transcript has a single exon. Lineage: Eukaryota; Fungi; Ascomycota; Dothideomycetes; Pleosporales; Didymellaceae. The record is from RefSeq and is a predicted model, not a curated record.